Heterostelium album PN500 is the source of this 1857-nucleotide messenger RNA. Its product is annotated as NOP5/NOP56 family protein. Gene Ontology annotation, molecular function: snoRNA binding. Gene Ontology annotation, cellular component: box C/D methylation guide snoRNP complex; small-subunit processome. The coding region runs from base 1 to 1857 and encodes 618 amino acids. The transcript has 2 exons. The record is from RefSeq and is a predicted model, not a curated record. Lineage: Eukaryota; Evosea; Eumycetozoa; Acytosteliales; Acytosteliaceae.
AUGUUAGUAUUAUUCGAAACACCAGCAGGUUUUGCCUUGUUCAAGGUUUUAGAUGAGGGUAAAAUCUCAAAGUCUGCCACUGACAUUCAUAAAUAUUUCUCUACACCAGAGAAUGCUUCUAAAGUUGUUUCAUUGAAGAAAUUCUAUAAAUUUGAAGAUACUUUAGCAGCUUUGGAUGCAGCAACUGCUUUGGCAGAAAACUCAGUUCCAGAUUCACUCUCGACCUUCUUGACAAACAAUAUUAUCAAGGAGAAGCUCAGUGAUCAAUUGUAUGUUGCCGAUCACAAGUUUGGUAAUGCCAUCAAGGAAUCAUUGAAUAUCAAGGUCGUCUGCAAUGAGACCUCACAGGAAUUGAUCAGAGGUAUUCGUAAUCAAAUCAACUCAUUGGUCACCGGUUUGAAGGAGAAGGAUAUGAAUGCUAUGUCCAUUGGUUUGUCUCACUCGUACUCGCGUUACAAGUUGAAGUUCUCGCCUGACAAGGUCGACACUAUGAUCGUUCACGCCAUCUCGUUGCUUGACGAGUUGAACACCGAGUUGAACAUCUACGGAAUGAGAGCACGUGAGUGGUACGGUUGGCAUUUCCCAGAGCUCUCAAAGAUCUUCACCGGUCAAGACCAAGACUCGACCAACUACACUCGUUGCGUGCGUGCCAUGGGUAACCGUAAGAACGCCGCCACCACCGACUUCUCUGCUAUCAUCCCCGACGAGAUUGCCGAGCAAGUUAGAGAGGCCGCCCAAAUCUCUAUGGGUACCGACAUCUCUGAGGAGGAUCUCGAUCACAUCAACGCACUCUGCGAUCAAUACAUCAGCAUCGAUGAAUACCGUACUCAACUCGCAGAGUAUCUCAAGAACAGAAUGAACGCCAUCGCACCAAACUUGACUAUCUUGGUCGGUGAGAUCGUCGGUGCUCGUUUGAUUUGCAAGGCCGGUUCGUUGAUGAAUCUCGCCAAGUAUCCAGCUUCCACCAUUCAGAUUCUCGGUGCUGAGAAAGCGUUGUUCCGUGCCAUCAAGUCAAAGAACAACACUCCAAAGUAUGGUUUGAUCUACAAUGCCAAGUUGGUUAGUGACGCCACCCUGAAGAACAAGGGUAAGAUGUCCAGAGUUUUGGCUGCCAAGGCUGCUUUGUCCGCUCGUUUCGACGCUUUGUGCGAAGUCUCCGAUAACAGCUACGGUAUCUCCUACAAGGCAAAGGUUGAGCAACGUGCUAUCGACAUUGAGAAUGGUAUCGUUCGUCGUUCCACCAACAAGAAGCCAGCCAAGCAACAAACCAAAUACGAUCACACCAAGAACUCCAACUCUUUGCAAACCAGAAACGCUGAGAUCAACACCAAGAAGGAAUCGAAUAUCAAGGAGGAGAGCAACGAAAUGGAAGUCGACGCCAAGGAGGAUGUCAAGGUAGAAAAGAAAGAAAAGAAGGAGAAGAAGGAGAAGAAGGAGGAGAAGGAAGACAAGAAAGAAAAGAAAGAAAAGAAGGAGGAGAAGGAAGAGAAGAAGGAAAAGAAAGAGAAGAAGGAGAAGAAGGAAGACAAGGAGGACAAGAAGGAAAAGAAAGAAAAGAAAGAGGAAAAAGAAGAAAAGAAGGAAAAGAAAUCAAAGAAAUCAUCAGACGAUAAGGAAGAGAAGAAAGAAAAGUCAAAGAAAUCCGAAGGCAAGAAGGAAAAGAAGGAAGACAAGGAGGACAAGAAGGAGAAGAAAUCAAAGAAGUCCGACGAUAAGGAAGAAAAGAAAGAGAAGAAAUCAUCAAAGAAAGAUAAAGAGGAGAAGGAGGAUAAGAAAUCAAAGAAAUCAUCCGGUGAGAAGAGAUCAAGAGAUGGUGAGGAAUCAGAAGAGAAAGUUACCAAGAAGAACAAGAAAUAA